Molecule: messenger RNA, 2587 nt
Organism: Styela clava
Lineage: Eukaryota; Metazoa; Chordata; Ascidiacea; Stolidobranchia; Styelidae
Source: RefSeq, a predicted model, not a curated record
ACGAACAAAUUACUUUAGACGGAUGUAGAGAAUAUAAGGCUCGUUUUGCUUUUCUGUUCUGUCAACGUCCAUAUACUUGGCGUUUUACUUGGAUGAUUACCAUAUACUUGGCUGAUUAAUAUACAUGAUAGUAAUGUUUAUCCCAAUUGCGUUUAUUAGGCUGUUAUUUCAGGGAUGCUUGCAAGUCUUGGUAGAACUAUAUGUAGAAAAUAUGCUCGCUGUUAAAGACAUUAUACAGACGCCUAUAAAAGGUUCAUCUCAACGAUCAUCGAGGAUUACCUCAUGUGUAAACAUUGUUAUCCACCGGAUUCCACAAAGAAAAACUCGAUAGUUUAAAACAUCAGAUAUUAGCCACCAUAUGUUAAGUCAUAUCCAGUUAAGUGGAAGGCUGAAGAAAAUGGAACGCUUCCAAAUAAUCAUUCUGGCGACAAAUCUUUUAAUAAUAUUGACUGUUUAUGCAGAUCGGCAUCCAUGUGACAGGCCGUGCGAAUCACCGACUUCUCCAAUGGAAUGCAACUACCGAUUUAACGUAGAAUGGUAUUACACAAUGUCAAAGGCAUGUUACGACUGCCCCUUCGUUGCUUCAGAUUGCUUGAGGCCACACUGCGUCGCAGCUGAUGGGAUAUCUCGGCCUGUUAUAACAGUCAACAGAACUUUUCCGGGACCAUCUGUUCGGGUUUGUCACAAUGACAUUGUUCGUGUCGAAGUCGUGAACGACCUUGGUGACAAUGAAGGCAUUACAAUACACUGGCAUGGUCUUUACAUGAGAGACUCCCCACACAUGGACGGGGUACCUAUGCUAACCCAAUGUUCGAUUCCUGCCAAAACAUCAUUUACCUACGAAUUUCGUGCCGAUCCUCCAGGAACGCACUGGUGGCAUUCGCAUGCUGGAUUACAAAGAUCUGAUGGAUUGGCGGGUCCUCUCAUUGUCAAUCGGCCCAAACAAGAUGAUCCACAUUACGAUUUGUAUGACGUUGAUUCAGAAGAAUAUGUCAUUUUUGUGUUCGAUUGGCUCCAUCAACCAAGUUUAACAAAAUUUCUUGCGCAUCACCAUUCGUCUGGAAGUAACAAAGGAGAGAAUAUUUUGAUAAAUGGAAAAGGUGUAUUCAAAGAAUUUUAUAAUUCAACCGACAAUUCUACGCACUUUACACCGAGAGAAGUUUUCAUUGUGGAAAGAAAUAAGCGAUACAGAUUUAGAACAAUAAGCAAUGCGGUAUUGUUCUGUCCAUACGAGAUUACAAUUGAUGGGCAUGAACUCAACAUUAUUGCAUCAGAUGGAGCUGACAUUAAACCCUACUUAGUCACAUCUUUGGUUGUUCAUGGCGGAGAACGAUUUGACUUUGUUGUCAACGCUUCUCAAGAUAUUUCAAACUACUGGAUACGAAUUCAAGGAAUGGCUGAUUGCCGGAACCAGUCUCAAAGGGCAAUCCUGAGGUACCAAGGUGCAGGUACCGAGGACCCGGUGACGUCAUCAGAUCUCAUAACCAGUAGUAAAUUACAACUUAAUCCUUGGAAUAUCGCAGAAAACGAAAGUUAUACUCAAGUAUCUUCGCUUCAACGAGAACAUUCUGAUGCAUAUCCUGCAAGCGAACGAUACGCAGAAAAGCCCGAUCAAACACACUUUAUUGGAUUCGAUUUCUAUAAAGUCAAUAAUCCGACUUUCAAUCAUCCUGACUGGUAUCCGAUUGAAGACAUGCCGCGCAACAGCCAUUUGUACACUCCCCAACUCAACAAUAUCAGCUUUGCCUUUCCGAAACAUCCAAUGUUGACACAGUACGAGCAAAUCGACAGCACCCAAAAUUGCGACCCAGAAGCCGCUAGGUGGAACCAGAGUCGUUCUGAAUUUUGCCAGGAUGACUUUUGUAUGUGCACUUAUGUGAUUGAUGUAAAAGUCGGUAACCUCGUAGAAUUGGUAAUUUAUGAUGAAGGGCGAACAUUUGAUGCAGGUCAUCCUAUGCAUUUGCAUGGUCAGCAUUUUGCAGUUAUGGCAAUGAAAAAAAUCGGGGCAUUCAUCUCUACAGAAGAAAUUAAAGAACUGCAUAACAAUGGCAGCAUUGAGUACAAUUUUGAUGGUAUUAUGAAGGACACAGUUAUUAUUCCGGAUGGUGGCUACACAGUUGUUCGCUUUUUGGCCGAUAAUCCAGGGGUCUGGUUUUUUCAUUGCCAUCUUGCUUUUCAUUCAGAAAUCGGUAUGGAGUUGGCAUUCAAGGUCGGAGAUCCAGAACAAUGGGUGAAACCUCCGAAUGAUUUCCCGAAAUGCGGUCCUUGGCCAGGAAAAUCCAAUGCAGCCACCAGCAUGACGUCGUCGUUAACAUUCAUUCUUAUACUCUUCCAUUUUUUCCGUUUUACUAGUCAUAUGUUAUAGCAAUUUUUUUCCUAAAUUUUAAAAGUAAUAAUAUUUGCAGCAUCGAUUUACUAUACCUUUUUAAGACGAUUUUUGAUCCCAAAGAAGAAAUUUAAUUUCAUUAAAUCAUUUGUUUAACUGUAUUCUUCAAGCACCAACUAUGUCAGCCAGUUAUUCGCUAUACAAAUAAACAAAAUUUUCUUAUUUGAGAGAUUUGCAACAAAAUACAUUAAUUAACCUAUA